This is a messenger RNA of Fibroporia radiculosa, 444 nucleotides long. RefSeq lists its product as uncharacterized. Gene Ontology annotation, biological process: transcription initiation at RNA polymerase II promoter. Gene Ontology annotation, cellular component: SAGA complex; nucleus; transcription factor TFIID complex. Lineage: Eukaryota; Fungi; Basidiomycota; Agaricomycetes; Polyporales; Fibroporiaceae. The transcript has 3 exons. The coding region runs from base 1 to 444 and encodes 147 amino acids. The record is from RefSeq and is a predicted model, not a curated record. Gene Ontology annotation, molecular function: promoter-specific chromatin binding; RNA polymerase II general transcription initiation factor activity.
AUGUCGACACCGUAUCCAGAAUCCACCCCAACCGCCUACAAUACACCCACACCCACCGCGGCUCGGGCUCCAGCGCCGCAACCGCAGACCCCCGACCUCUCUCAGAUCGCAAGCACGUCCGGCCAGUCCCAGACGCAGCCUUCGUCCCGCCAGGCAGCAGAGGAAGCGCGGAAGGACAGGACACUGACCGAGUUCCUUCUCAUGUUGGAUGAAUAUGAGCCAUUGAUACCCAACGAGGUCACGGAUUACUAUCUACAGAGAGUAGGCUUUGAGUGUGAUGACGUGCGGUUAAAGCGACUCCUAUCGCUAGCAGCGCAGAAGUUCGUCUCGGAUAUCGCAGCGGAUGCGUACCAGCACGCACGGAUACGAGCCAACGCAGGGGGACGUGCUCGUACGAACCAGCCCUUGGGGCCCGCUUCGGCUAGGGCAAGUGCCCAUGCUUAG